UGACGUGUUUCGACAACAGCACUGUACAGCAGUUGUUGACAGGCACCAGAGUGGAGGGAUUGAGUAGAAAUAAAAUACAUAUUAAUUGGCCUUUUAUAUAUUAAAUACUACAAGUGUGCUGGUAUGUGCGUUCUUAACAGUCGGACAAGCUAGUGAGGAAAACCCUGGAAGACAAAAUAAUUGUCAGAUCUGGCAGUAUUGGGAGUGCCAAAGGGAAGGGCUACGAUGCUGUGCUGGGGUAAUGCUUCCUACGGACAGUUAGGCCUGGGUGGGAUUGACGAAGAGAUUGUGGUUGAGCCACGAAAAUGUGAAUUCUUUCAUGGGAAGCAAGUGUGCGAUGUGGGGUGUGGCCACAGACACACAGCCUUCCUGCUGGAGGAUGGGACAGUAUACACCUGUGGCUGCAAUGACCUAGGGCAGCUGGGACAUGAGAAGUCCAGAAAGAAACCAGAACAGGUUGUGGCCCUGGAUGCACAGAUCAUACUGGCGGUGUCAUGUGGAGAGGCCCAUACGCUCGCCCUGAAUGACAAAGGGAUGGUUUUCUCAUGGGGUCAGGGCUCAGAUGGGCAGUUAGGCCUUAAUAACUUUGAAGAAUGUGUUCGUGUGCCUAGAAACAUCAAGAGUUUGUCAGAUGUACAAAUUGCUCAGGUAGCCUGUGGAUAUUGGCACUCCCAUGCACUUUCAAGAGGGGGCCAAGUCUUCUCUUGGGGCCAGAAUCGAUAUGGACAACUUGGGCUAGGAAUAAACGGACAGAGCAUUCCCACGCCCCAAAUCAUUCAGUCUCUGCAGGGCAUUCCUUUUGCCCAGAUAUCAGCAGGUGGUGCUCACAGCUUUGCCCUCACUCUCUCAGGAGCAGUGUUUGGUUGGGGGUGCAAUAAGUUUGGUCAGCUGGGUCUCAAUGACAGCAAUGAUCGGUCUUUCCCAGCCCUGCUGAAGUCUCUCAGAUCGCAGAGAGUGAUUUACAUCUCCUGUGGAGAAGAUCACACAGCAGCACUGACCAAGGAAGGAGGUGUGUUUACAUUUGGAGCAGGAGGAUACGGGCAACUCGGACAUAACUCUGCAAACCAUGAGAUAAACCCUAGGAAAGUGUUUGAGCUCAUGGGAAAUGUAGUCACACAGAUUGCAUGUGGAAGGCAGCACACGAUUGCUUUCACACCCUCCCGUGAGAAGAUGGACUCAUUUGGGCUCGGUGGUAACGGGCAGCUUGGGACUCGCUCCACUUGCAACAGAAAAAGCCCCGCCCCCGUCAAAGGCCCCUGGGUUUCCUGCAAUUCUCCAACAGAUACAGGUCAUCCCAACCUCCUCUUCUUUCCAAACAUUUAUUUAUUGCCGUCAUUGCAUAACAUUGCAGACUCGGAGCAGGGCUGUUUUGUCAAGAGGAUUUAUGCCGGAGGAGACCAGAGCUUUGCUCACUAUUGCACUGCCAACAAACUCCAGAACAUAGACGACGUGAGGAUACAAGAUCCCUACAGAAGGAUCUGCACCUUGAAUGAGGAUAUUAUACACAAGUGGUGCAACCACUCCCCAGGAAGACUGCCACAAGAAAUCUCCAAUGAGAUUGACCUCGUGUUCUCCUCAGCAAGCUGCCUCAAUGGAUCUUUUCUGUCAAUGAGUCAUCCAGAUCACUACAGUACCAGCAGUAAAUGUUCAGGGGUGGAUAUGAACCAGGCUCGCCUCCUGUUUCACAGACUGGUCCAACGAGAUCACCCUGAGAUCGCUCAGCAGAUUGCUGCCAGUCUGGAGAAGAACCUAAUUCCCAGACUAAGCAACUCUCCUCCAGACAUUGAAGCCCUGAGACUCUACCUCACUCUCCCAGAAUGCCCUCUCUUCAGUGACCGAAAUAAUUACGUGACCAUCGCUAUCCCGUUUGCCAAAUCACUCCUCAGUCUGAAAGAGGCUCCAUUGAAGGUGCUAGGGAACUGGUGGUCUACGUUUGAGCCCCGAGUCUUCCAGCGGCUGGUUGAGUUGUACAAGGGAGUGGUGGUGUAUCUGCUUCAGAUGCACAAGAUGGGCAUUCCUUCGGUAGAGCAGAGAAUUUUCACCUGUUUCCUGGACACGUCCCUCCGACUCCUGGAGAUCCUGCACAUGGUGAGUGAGAGAGCAGGACACAUCAUUCAGUACGAUAAAUUCUACAUCCACGAGUUGGAUGACCUGAUAGACAUCCGAAAUGACUACGUCACAUGGAUUCAGAGGCAGAUGUACCCAAUGGGUCCUGAUGGUGGGGUGACUCUGUGCAGGUAUCCCUUUGUGUUUGACGCCCAAGCAAAGACCACACUGCUUCACACUGAUGCUGUCAUACAGAUGCAGAUGGCAGUGGACCAGGCACAGAUGCAAAACUUCAGCUCCAUGUUCAUGCCAGCGGUGGAAUCCGUCAACCCGUGCCUCAUCCUCAUCGUCCGGAGGGAAAACAUUGUUGGAGACACCAUGGAAGUCCUCAGGAAGUCCAAGAACGUUGACUACAAGAAACCACUCAAGGUGAUCUUCGUGGGAGAAGAGGCCGUCGAUGCAGGAGGUGUGAGAAAGGAGUUCUUCCUCCUGAUCAUGAAAGAGCUGCUGGAUCCAAAAUAUGGGAUGUUUCGUUACUACGAGGAGUCCAGGCUUAUCUGGUUUUCAAACAAGACUUUUGAGGACAUCGACUUGUUUAACCUGAUCGGGAUCAUCUGUGGCCUGGCCAUCUACAACCUCACUAUAGUGGAGCUCAACUUCCCUGUGGCCCUUUACAAGAAGCUCCUGAAGAGGAAGCCGACACUGGAUGACCUGAAAGAGCUAAUGCCAGAUGUGGGAAGGAGUCUGCAGCAGUUACUUGACUACACAGAAGAUGACUUGGAGGAAACCUUCUGCUUGAACUUCACAAUCACAGAGGAAAACUAUGGUGCCACAGAGGUCUUGGAACUAGUACCGAAUGGCGAAGACAUCAAUGUCAAUCAGUCAAACAGGCAAGACUUCGUCAAUGCAUACGUGGACUACGUUUUCAACACAUCAGUGGCCCCGCUGUUUGAGUGCUUCUAUGCAGGCUUCCACAAGGUGUGCGGUGGGAAGGUUCUAGAGCUGUUCCAGCCAAAUGAACUGCAAGCCAUGGUCAUUGGUAACACCAACUAUGACUGGACGGAGCUCGAAAAGAGCACUGAAUACAAAGGGGAGUACUGGGCGGACCAUCCCACCAUCAGGCUCUUCUGGGAGGUGUUCCACAAUCUUCCUUUAGAGAAGAAAAAACAGUUUCUCUUGUUCCUCACAGGAAGUGACCGCAUACCCAUUUUGGGCAUGAAAAGCCUGAAGCUGGUGAUCCAGCCAACCGGUGGCGGGGAGCAUUACUUACCUGUGGCCCACACCUGCUUCAACCUGCUGGACCUGCCCAAGUACAGGAGUCUGGAAACCCUCCGGGAGAAGCUUCUACAGGCUAUAGAUCACAACCAAGGCUUUAAUCUGGCCUGAUGGUCCACAGAAAUGCCUAGACUGUUGAUGGCAACCACAUUACCAAAUGUUUGGUUUCACAGUCUGGAUUCUGCUGUAAGAAUCGAACACUGGGUGAAAAAAACGAGAAGGCCACAUGGCACUAGAACUGAUUAAGAGUUGGAUGUCUAAACUUACAUUGGUAAUUUUGACUUUAAUUUUCCAGCUUUUUUUUUGUUUUUCAGCUUUUUGCCCCUCACAGUAUUUGCUCUAUUACAAGUCAAAUCUUGCUCUUGUAGAUGAUUUUCUUUACGUUUGGAUAGGAGGAGUACGAUGAUGCAAACUACUGGUAUAUAGAGUGCAGGGAAUGCAUACAGCAACGAGAAUACCUGUAAAAUUCAAUGAAAUGCAGUAGCACUACCUUUCUGAAGCUUAUAAUGUAAUGUUAUGGUGAGAUUUUUCUGUUAUGUCCAUCUAUACUGGUGGGGAGAAAAAAAA
This is a messenger RNA of Perca flavescens (yellow perch), 3888 nucleotides long. RefSeq names its product HECT and RLD domain containing E3 ubiquitin protein ligase 4 (gene herc4). Lineage: Eukaryota; Metazoa; Chordata; Actinopteri; Perciformes; Percidae. Gene Ontology annotation, biological process: protein ubiquitination; ubiquitin-dependent protein catabolic process. The coding region runs from base 226 to 3432 and encodes 1068 amino acids. Gene Ontology annotation, cellular component: cytoplasm. The transcript is spliced from 24 exons. The record is from RefSeq and is a predicted model, not a curated record. Gene Ontology annotation, molecular function: ubiquitin protein ligase activity.